Molecule: messenger RNA, 7525 nt
Organism: Dunckerocampus dactyliophorus (ringed pipefish)
Lineage: Eukaryota; Metazoa; Chordata; Actinopteri; Syngnathiformes; Syngnathidae
Product: citron Rho-interacting kinase
Exons: 41
Coding region: 375-5291 (1638 amino acids)
Biological process (GO): actomyosin structure organization; peptidyl-threonine phosphorylation
Cellular component (GO): cytoplasm; cytoskeleton
Molecular function (GO): protein serine/threonine kinase activity
Source: RefSeq, a predicted model, not a curated record
GUGAUCACGGAUCUGCUGCAUUUCUCUUGCAUCUCCUCUCCUCCUCUCUCCUCAUCUCCCUGGAAGCAGCAGCCGCCGGUCGUGCUCCCUCUCUGCUCUCCUCUUCAUCUGUCUCCCGAGUGAGGAUGACACCCACAAAUUUGACGAAGAAGCGAAGCUCUCAGUCUCAGUCUGGCCGGUGGCUUCGAGGAGGUGCCGUGUUUAAGGAAAAGGUGUCCGCUGUGGCAGUCUGAAUGCUGCCACAGCUCAAUAAAUCCACCAAACAGGAGACAAACUGCCGUGUUAGCGAUUAGUGACUACACCCAUCAGUUCUCCCAAUCAACACUCCUUUGAGAUUCUCUCCUACCAACGUAGCCGUCAGAAUUUCUGGACACAUGUCACAGGUUGAGCAGGAGAUCUCACUUGUACAAAGGAAGAUGUCUGAUCUUGAGUCAGUACUGCAGCAGAAGGACAUCGAGUUAAAGGCCUCAGAAACUCAAAGAACUAUCUUAGAACAGGACCUGGCUACCUACAUCACAGAAUGCAGUAGUCUGAAGCGUAGUUUGGAGCAAGCUCGUAUGGAAGUGACACAAGAAGAUGACAAAGCAUUGCAGCUCCUCCAUGACAUCCGAGAGCAGAGUAACAAGCUUCAGGAAAUCAAAGAGCAGGAAUACCAUGCCCAACUGGAGGAGAUGCGAGUUUCCAUCCGACAACUGGAGGAGGACCUGUCUGCUGCUCGUCGUCGUAGUGACCUGUAUGAGGCAGAACUGAAGGAGUCUCGGCAGAACAGUGAGGAAUUGAAGAGGAAGGCCGCAGACUGCCAGCACAGACUGCAAAAGGCCAAAGAACAAGGCAAGGCGGAGGCAGAUGAGCUAUUCACCAAGUUAGAAAAGACCAAUGCUGAGCAGCAGACAAAGAUCCAGGAUCUGCAGGAGAAGCUUACUAAGGCAUUAAAAUCCAGUGCUGAAGCUACAGAUCAUCUUCAAAGCAUGAAGUUGGCCAAAGAGCGCAUGGAGCGAGAUCUGGAGAGGCUGCAGAACAAGGAAGACUCCAGUGACAGUCUACGUCGACGCCUCCGUGAGACUGAGGAUGGUAGAAAGACUCUGGAGAACCAGGUGAAAAGGCUGGAGAUCGUUGAGCGCCGUGAAACUAAAAUGAAGGACGAUAUCCAGAGCAAGGGCCAGCAAAUCCAGCAGAUGGCAGAUAAAAUCCUGGAGCUUGAGGAAUGUCUGCGAGAAUCCCAGGCCACAGCACAGCGGCUGGAUGCACAUCUGAAGCAGAAGGAGAAGCUCUAUGAAGAUAAGAUUAAGGUGUUGGAAUCUCAGAUGAAGGCGGACAUGGCUGAUAAAGAAAUGCUGGAGUCCAGUCAGAGUAAAUAUGAGGAGGAGGUGCGGGAGAAGUGCAGCAUCAUCAGUGAACAGAAGGCGACCAUAAAUGCGAUGGAAUCUAAGAUGAACAGUCUGGAGCAGAGAAUUGCUGAGCUGUCUGAGGCCAACAAACUAGCAGCCAACAGCAGCAUCUACACCCAGAAAAAUAUGAAAGCCCAGGAAGAGAUGAUCUCAGAGCUUCGCCAGCAGAAGUUUUACUUGGAGUCUCAGGCUGGGAAGUUGGAGGCACAGAAUGCUAAACUGGAGGAGCAUCUGGAGAAAACAAGUCAGCAAGAGCAGAGCCAUAAGAGCCGACUGCUGGAGCUGGAGACCAGGCUCAGAGAGAUUGGACUCGAGCACGAGGAGCAGAAGUUGGAGAUCAAGCGGCAGGUGACGGAGGUGACCCUGUCACUGCAGGAGCGUGAAGCUCAGAUCAACAGCCUGCAGGCAUCUCGUCGUGCGUUGGAGAACCAACUGCAGCAGGCCAAGACUGAACUGGAGGAGACCACUGCUGAGGCUGAGGAGGAGAUCACUGUGCUCAGGGCACACAGAGACGAGAUCCAAAGAAAAUACGAUGCUUUGAGAGAUGGCUGUGCGGUGAUCACUGACCUGGAGGAGCAGCUGACCGCACUGACCCAGGAGAAUGCCGAGUUGAACCGCCAGAACUUCUACCUGUCCAAGCAGCUGGAUGAAGCCUCCGACGACAGAGAGGACCGUCUGCAGCUCAGCCAGGAUGUGGACCAGCUGCGUCGGGAGGUGGCUGACCGUGAGAUGCACCUGAACAACCAAAAGCAGAACCUUGAGACACUGAAGACCACAUGCACCAUGCUGGAGGAGCAAGUUGUGGAACUCGAGAGCUUAAAUGAUGAGCUGCUGGAGAAAGAGAGGCAGUGGGACGCCUGGAGGGCAACACUUGAAGAUGAGAAGAACCAGGCUGAGAGGAGGGCUAGGGACGUCCAAAGAAUGUUGGAUACUGAGAAACAGAACAGACUCCGUGCAGAGCAGCGCAGCUCUGAGUCCCGCCAGGCUGUGGAUCAGGCAGUGAAGGAGCACAAAGUGGAGAUGCUGGCACUACAGCAGAUCCUUAAAGACCAGAAACUCAAAGCUGAGAGUCUCGCAGACACUUUGAAUGAUUUGGAGAAGAAGCAUGCUAUGUUGGAGAUGAACGCACGUAGUUUGCAGCAAAAGCUGGAGAGUGAGAGAGAUCUGAAACAACGGCUGUUGGAAGAGGUCCGUUCGCAAGAGAAGCUACAACAGCAGAUGGAUGCUCAGAAGGCACACAUAUUUCGACUCACCCAGGGACUGCAGGACGCCCUGGACCAGACGGACUUGCUGAAAACUGAGAGAACUGACCUCGAAUACCAGCUGGAGAACAUCCAGCUCCACCUGCAGGCCGUAUACUCUCAUGAGAAGGUGAAAAUGGAAGGGACCAUCACACAGCAGACCAAACUCAUCGACUUCCUGCAGACGCAGGCCCAUGGCGGUUCGAAGAAAAAAAAGGGUCUUUUUGGACGUCGGCGUGAGGACCUGUUGACUGCCAUGGCUGCUCAGGCCCAGGCGCAAGGACAGAGUCAGGGCCAGGUCUCCCCUGUGCCCGCCAUCCAGCCGGUCCCCCUGCAGUACAGCGACAUGAAGUCAGCACUGGACAAGGAACGAAUGCGCUGCUCCGAGCUUGAAGAUGCUCUUCAGAAAAUGAGAGCAGAACUGCGAUCCUUGAGAGAGGAAGCGCUCCAGUAUAAAGAUCACAGCAGCUCCACAGCCCCAGCGACAGCGCGCCAACAGAUAAUGAUGUCGGCCAUGGUGAAGUCUCCUGAGCACCAGCAGGUUCCAGCCAACCUGGCACCGUCCAACUCGGGGCGCAGGAAGGAGGCUGCAACACCCGAGGAGAGAAGGAGGGUCACUUUUGAAAAGUAUAGCCGGCGUAUGAAAGACAGUCAGAGGGAGAGAGAGCGGGUUCACCACCACACCGCCCACCGCUUCACAGUGGGACUCAACAUGCGAGCGGCCAAGUGUACCGUGUGCUUGGAUACCGUGCACUUUGGCCGCCAAGCCGCCACCUGUCUCGAAUGUCACGCUUUGUGCCAUCCGAAGUGCUCCCCCUGCCUUCCAGCGACGUGCGGAAUGUCGAGUGACUGCUCUCUGCAUCUGUCCGAGGGCUUGUGUCGGGAGAAAGGAAGUUCUUCGGGCCAGCAGCUCAAAGAAGCCAGUGGUCACAUGCACCUGGAGGGCUGGAUGAAGCAGCCCAGGAAUGGAAAGCGUGGCCAAGGCUGGGAACGGAAAUACGUGGUCCUUGAUGGGACUAAAGUGUCCGUCUACGAGAUAGAACCCAGAGAAGAUGCAGCAAAGCCACUAGAGGAGUUCGACCUGUGCCUUUCUGACGGAGAGGUCGAGGUUCAUGGUGCGGUGGGGGCCACUGAGCUACCCAACACGGCCAAGUCAGAUGUUCCAUAUGUCCUGAAGCUAGAGUCUCGUUGUCAUGCCCCUUGCUGGCCUGGACAGUCCAUUUACUUCAUGGCUCCCAGUUUCCCAGACAAGCAGCGCUGGGUGGCUGUCAUGGAAUCUGUCGUGGCCGGGGGGCGAGCCUCUCGAGAGAAAGCUGAGGCUGAUGCGAAACUCCUGGGAAACUCUCUCUUGAAGCUAGAAGGGGACGACCGGCUUGAUAUCAACUGCACCCUCCCACUUACAGAUCAGAUAGUUCUGGUGGGCUCGGAAGAGGGAUUGUACGCCCUAAAUGUGAUCAAGAACUCCCUGACUCAUAUUCCCGGCUUGGGAUCAGUGUUUCAGAUCCACAUCAUCAAGGAACUGGAGAAAUUGCUGAUGAUUGUUGGGGACGAGAGGGCCUUGUGCCUGGUGGAGAUCAAGAGAGUCAAGCAGUCUUUGGCCCAAUGCCACCUGCCCACUCAAUCCGAGCUAGCUCCGUACAUCUUUGAGACAGUGAAAGGAUGCCAUUUGUUUGCUGCCGGGAGAAUAGACAACGGGUCCUGUAUAUGUGCUGCGAUGCCGAACAAGAUCACCAUUUUGCGCUACAACGACAAUCUCAGCAAAUACUGCAUUCGCAAGGAGAUUGAAACUCUGGAGCCAUGCAGCUGCAUCCACCUGACCAGCUACAGCAUCAUCAUCGGCACCAACAAGUUUUACGAGAUCGAGAUGAAGCAGUUUGUACUUGAGGAGUUCCUGGACAAGAACGACAUGUCGCUGGCUUCGGCGGUGUUUGCUGCCUCGUCUCACACCUUCCCCAUCGCCAUCAUGCAGGUGGCCAGCAGCAUGCACAAGGACGAGUAUCUGCUUUGUUUCCACGAGUUUGGAGUAUUUGUGGACACGUAUGGCCGGAGGAGUCGCACCGAGGACAUCAAGUGGAGUCACCUGCCUUUGUCCUUUGCCUACAGAGAGCCCUAUCUGUUUGUCACCUAUUUCAACUCACUGGACGUCAUUGAGGUUCAGGGACACGCUGCUUUGGGGCCUUCAGUGUUGGCCCACCUAGACAUCCCCAGCCCUCGCUACCUGGGCCCAGCCAUCUCCUCUGGGGCCAUUUACCUGGCCUCAUCCUACCAGAACAAACUGCGGGUCAUCUGCUGUAAGGGAAGCCUGAUCAGGGAGUCCGGAGAGCUGCAGAGGACCGGCUCCAACAGAGGGAGUCCCACCAAGCGAGGCCCUCCCACCUACACAGAGCACAUCACAAAGCGCUUGUCCUCAGGGCCCGGCAGCCAUGACGGCCUGCAUCGAGAGCCCAGCACCCCUCACCGCUACCGGGAGGGACGCACCGAGUUCAGGCGGGACAAGUCUCCGGCCCGCCCCUUGGACCGGGAGAAGUCACCAGGCAGAGUGCUGGACAGCCGCAGGGAGAGAUCUCCUGGGAGGUUUGGGGACAGCAAUCGACUCCAUGCUGGUUCUGUGCGGACACAGCUGGCACCCGUAAACAAGGUGUGGGAUCAGUCAUCAGUGUGAGAGGUUGUCCUUGCUCCUCUCUGAAAGGCCAGUAGUGACUUAACGCUUGACUGUCGGCCAUCUUGCCUGAAACAGUCCGUCCUCAUUCGACCACGCAAACCUGACACGUGCUUUUGGGGGGAAAUGAGAACCUUGUAAUAGAGCAGAGUAAAUGUAUAUAAUGCUGUCAAGAGUUUUUAUAAAGGGAAUAGUCGGCCAGUAAAGCCAUGUCUAUUUUUUUUUAGGGUUUCUAAAGCGGUUGCAGGGAGACGACAGAUUUGAAUAUGAUGUAUUUGCAUUUAUGACGAAGGAGGCGACACUUUGCACAUGAAACUGGAUUUGAACAGGCUGUACAAACUUGUUCUUGUCACAUGACCAGUCUUUCUUUCCUCCGCUAGAUCUCCUUUCUAUAGUCAUUUUCCAGAUGCUUUGAUUGACAGCUGUCAUCUUUGUAGAAGACUUCUAACAACGUUGCCUUGUGUUGUUUCUAGAGUGAGUGCAGCCUCAGCUUGCUCUUAUUAGUCCACUGCUGCUGCCGCUUCUUCUGGUACACAACGUCUCGUGUCUGUGCCGUGAGAUCAAGUCUAGUAGAUGUCAAAGGUCAAUUUCUAGUGUUGUUUCUUUCGAGCCGGUAAGACCGCCUCCAUUGGUCACAUCAGCGAGCAUGACCUAUUUACAGCAGCGCUUUUGGAUCUUGAUUCUUUCUCUUGGUUGUUAUUUUCUGUCAUUGAAGUUUGCAUUCAAUAAAAGGUAAUGUUAACCAUCAAACAAUGUUCUUCCUUUUUAGAUAUCUACUGAAGACAACGCCCCAGUUUUCCUAUGGUUUGGGUGUUGACGAAAAUCUUAUUAUGCCUAACGAACUAGCCUGUUUGCCCCCAAGGGUUGGGAAUCUCUUCAUCCUAGACUGACAAACUAGGGCCCCCCCAGCAUCUUGCCUAAGGCCCCCACAAAGCUAGAAACGACCAUGCUUUGUUUUAUGAAAAGACUACACAGCUGCUUCCUCUACUUUAUUUCUCCUUUUUAAACUCUACAAUAAAGUAAAUCCUUAAAAGAAAAUAUUCCGAAUGAACAAGGAGCACUUUUGUCGGAACAGGAAAUGGCUAUGUACAGCUAAACACAUUCCUCUGAAAAGACAGGAGAGGGUUCAAAAGUGCUUAUCAGACAGGAGGAAAAAGCACACGUGAGAGACCUGAAAUAAAACAGCUUGGCACUCGUCUCUACUGGAACACGACCACGAACACGCACACACAGUUGUGAUGCUUGAUUGACAUUCUUAUGUAUACACACACUCACUCACACCAAGCGCAUGACAAAUGGAAAAUGCUGAGAAAUGAACAACUUCAGCUUUGGUCUAGUGUGCGGUCAUGUAUCAUUUCAUGUGAUUUAAGUGGACUUAAGAGAUAUUCCACUUGUGUUGCCAGAAGGGAAAUGACAAAUUUAUCAUGCCAGAAUCUAUACAGUUAUGAGUUAGCAAUUAAUGUGUUACUUUUUUGAAAAACCUUCGAAUAUGUAAAAUAAUUCAAAUUUAAUGCGAGAGCCGGGGUACACCCUGUGCUGGUUGCCAGCCAAUUGCAGCUCCUUAAGAUCCAACAGUGCAAAAUGUAAAUUCUUGCAAUUUUUCAACUGGUCUUAGUGCAUAAUAACCGUGCCGCAUUUCACUGUCGGUAAUGGUAACCAUUUUUUAACAGACUUACUCCCACCACAGAGGCGGUGCAUUAUCUGACAGAGAAGCACAGGGCUUCCAAUGUUUUUUUUUACCUUGACUGUAUGCACACAGGGUGAAAAUAUCGUACAAAUAUGAUCAUUGUCAUGCGUCUGGCAACGCUGUGUUCCACUGUCUCAGUUCAUGGUGUCUAAGUGUCAACCUUCAUGACUGUCCGAUGUACUUUUGACACAACGGUCAUUUUAGUGUCUCAGCUGAGAAGUUGCAGUGUCACAGCACACUCGAGCAUCUGCUUAUUUUUUACAAAACAGGAGUCUCAAAAAGAAGGAAAACAAAGACGAGUAAUGACAGCAUCGACUAGUUUUUUGUUUUUUUUUGUGUGUGGAACAAACAGCAACUUGGCUCACUGCUGCUGACACAUACAGGAAGUCAAGAUGAAUGAGGAGAAAGGCGCCGUCUUCCUGAACGUGAGAAUCUCUAAGCAACUAUACAUGUGUUUGUGUGUGUGUGUGCGUGUGUAUGUAGUGCGUCUCUAGUGAGUAGAGGUAGUGUUUAUAGGUGAAUGGGAUAAUGUGUGUAUGGUUGAGAGGGA